This is a messenger RNA of Polychytrium aggregatum, 922 nucleotides long. RefSeq names its product NDK-domain-containing protein. The transcript has 11 exons. Gene Ontology annotation, biological process: UTP biosynthetic process; GTP biosynthetic process; CTP biosynthetic process. Gene Ontology annotation, molecular function: nucleoside diphosphate kinase activity. NCBI's taxonomy places the organism in Eukaryota, Fungi, Chytridiomycota, Chytridiomycetes, Polychytriales. The coding region runs from base 80 to 775 and encodes 231 amino acids. The record is from RefSeq and is a predicted model, not a curated record.
CCGCCCGGCUCUGUCCUGCAUCUGUCCCGCAACUGUCCUGCCAGUCGCAUCCAGCCGUCCCGCGCUCCUGUCUCCAGCCAUGUUCUUCAGAGCCCCCGCCUUUGCUCGCCAGUUCUCGCGCCAGCUCUCGACUCGGUCGGCUGCCGUUUUCCAGGCCGCAUCUCCCAGCAAGCUUCGAUGGCUGGCCGCUACCGUCUGCGUCGGCGGUGCCCUGGCUGGCGCUGCUGCUCUGCAGGUCGGUCCCAGCAAUGCGAUCAUGGCCGAUGCCCCCAAGGCCGCCCCCACCAAGACCGCGGCCGGCGUCAAGGGCGGCAUCGAACGCACCUUUAUCGCCGUGAAGCCCGAUGGCACCCAGCGCGGUCUUGUUGGCGACAUCAUCUCGCGCUUUGAGCGAAAGGGCUACAAGCUCGUUGCCAUCAAGGCCAUUGUGCCUUCCGCCAAGCUCGCUGAGGAGCACUACGAGGACCUCAAGAGCCGUCCUUUCUUCAAGGGAUUGGUCGACUACAUGACUGGCGGCAAGGCUCCCGUCAUCGCCAUGGUUUGGGAAGGCAAGGAUGUCAUUCGUCAGGGUCGCCGUCUCAUCGGUGCCACUAACCCCCUCGAGGCUGCUCCCGGAACCAUCCGUGGCGACUACUGCAUCAUGGUCGGCCGCAACAUCAUCCACGGCUCGGACUCGUUUGAGUCUGCCACCAAGGAGAUUUCCCUCUGGUUCGGCAAGAGCGAGGUGUACGACUGGGAGUUCGCCAACGCUGAGUGGGUUACUGCCGACAACUAAGCCGUGUCACUGCUCCACAAGCCGAUACAUUGUCCCUCUACUUCUCUCGUGGAGCUCGGCAUCCGUUCGUGUCUAGCAGGAUGGAUGUAUUGACGAUGUAUCGAGGGAAUAAAGCGACGCCCCGCGAUUGCGAUUGCGAUUGCGAUU